This is a messenger RNA of Sebastes umbrosus (honeycomb rockfish), 1736 nucleotides long. RefSeq names its product zinc finger protein 2 homolog. The coding region runs from base 470 to 1453 and encodes 327 amino acids. Gene Ontology annotation, biological process: regulation of transcription by RNA polymerase II. Gene Ontology annotation, molecular function: DNA-binding transcription factor activity, RNA polymerase II-specific; RNA polymerase II cis-regulatory region sequence-specific DNA binding. NCBI's taxonomy places the organism in Eukaryota, Metazoa, Chordata, Actinopteri, Perciformes, Sebastidae. The record is from RefSeq and is a predicted model, not a curated record. The transcript has 2 exons.
ACAUGGUGGGUACCAAUAUAUUCAUCAGGUUUUUCUAGUUUCAAAUAAUACCAGUAUCUUCACUCUAGCUUUAAAACUGAUCCGCUACAACCAAAAAUACACAAUAUUAUCGUGUUAUCUUUUAUGGUCCUAAAAAUAAUGCAUUCAUUCAACAUUGCAGUAUUGUUUUUUAGCUGUAUGUGUAUUUCUGUGUAAGUAAGUAGACCACUUGUUGAUGUAGUUGGCCAAUAAAGCUGUUUCUGAGGACAUACUCAGGUUUUAUUUUGAAGGUCAGCACCGUGCCCCGGAAGCACUUGUCACUGUUUGGUCAAGAUGGCGUCUCGUUGAAGUGGUUUCGUUUCUUCGUUCGUCUCUUUUAAACCUUUAACCGACUCUCAGCGGGAGGAAACUAACCAGAGCUCUUCAUGUCCCGUUUAGAGGUUUUAUCCUGAAUGUUUGACCUCUAAAUCUCCCGCUACAAUCCGACAACAUGUCUAAAGGUGAACUGCUGAGAGCUUUUGUCAACCAGAGACUGACUGCUGCUGCUGAGGAGAUAUUUGGUCUGUUUGAGAGAACCAUCGCAGAGUACGAGGAGGAGAUGAUCCGGCUGCUGCAGAGAGACGGAGCUGUGUUUCCUGCAAACGUCAAGACGUUCACGGUGAUUAAAGAUGUUCCUCCUGAGCAGCAGGAGUGGAGCUCCAGUCUGGACCAGGAGGACCCAGAGCCCCCACACAUUAAAGAGGAACAGGAGGAACUCUGGACCAGUCAGGAGGGAGAGCAGCUUCAACGGCUGGAGGAGACUGAUAUCACCAAGUUCCCAUUCACUGCUGUACCUGUGAAGGGUGAAGAAAGACAAACUGAGAACAGAGAGGCAGAGUAUUUAAAAACAGAAGCUGAUGGAGACUUUGGAGGACCAGAACCAGCCAGGAACUCCGAUCCAGAUAGACUUUUACAACCUGAGACUGGAGACAGUGAUGAUGGCUUAAAGCAGAGGAGGGAAACUCAGUCAGGUUUUAAUGCUCUGAGAAUCAAUGAAGUCUCUGUAUAUAACGCGGCCCAAAAAUCUUUUAGCUGCUCUGAGUGUUGUAAAACAUUUAGCAGCAAGGACCAUCUGCUGACCCACAUGAAAUGUCACAUUUGCCAAUUUUGUGGUAAAAAAUUUACAAAGAGCUCAAAUUUGACGACACACUUAAGAGUUCAUACGGGAGAGAAGCCGUUCUCCUGCUCCGUUUGCAACACGAGCUUUAGUCUGCGUUGCACGUUGGUGAAUCACAUGAGAGUCCAUACCGGGGAGAAACCAUUUCUCUGCUCAGUUUGUAGUAAGAGAUUUUCAAAAAAGGCAAAUUUGACCACGCACAUGGCCCUGCACACGGAGGAGAAGCCAUUUAAAUGCAGCAUGUGUGACAAAAGAUUCACGUGGCAUUCACAGGUCAAAAACCACAAGUGUGUUGUUGUUGUUGACAGCAGCAGGUGAAGGUGGAGAGGUGCUGGUUGAGCUGUUGAGUGGAUCAGUACUCCAGCAGUCACUUCAAAGAUGACUUUUAAUUCGACGCUACUACAGGAAGUGUAAAGUUUUUGCGACCAAGAGCUGGUGCAUGUUGAAAAGGAACUACAUCUGGUUUAAUUCACUAUCCAGUUGAUUGCCAGUUAUUGGAUUAGCUGUGUGUUUUAGAGCUGUUUUGACCUCUUGUUGUUAUUUUUACUUUGUAAAGUAACUGUUGUGUCUAGUGUUGUAUAAAUCAAAUGUACUGUUAUAA